UCUGCUUGGGCGGCACGAGAAUCUCCCACAUCUCUUUCUAAACUAUUUGGCAUUUGCAACACAAACCACUUUCUCUCCACCUCCCUCGUACCUCUAGGGUUUCACACACUCAAAUUCGAUCUCACCACCAAAUCCAGUUCAAUGGCAGACGAACCAGUAGUCCCUUCGUCGCCUCAACAACAACCAUCUUCAUCCAACUCCAACGCCGCUCCUCUUGGCCACAACGUCAUCCCCAUCGUGAACAAGCUUCAAGACAUUUUCGCUCAGCUUGGAAGCUCCUCUACUAUCGAGCUCCCUCAGGUCGCCGUUGUUGGUAGCCAGAGCAGUGGUAAAUCCAGUGUGCUUGAAGCUCUCGUUGGCCGUGACUUCUUGCCCAGGGGAUCCGACAUCUGCACUCGCCGACCUCUCGUGCUUCAGCUGCUUCAGACUAAGCGGAAGCCUGACGGCACCGAUGAAGAGUAUGGUGAGUUCUUACACGUGCCGGGGAAGAGGUUCUAUAAUUUCAAUGAAAUUCGUAAGGAAAUUCAGGCUGAGACAGAUAGGGAAGCAGGAGGAAACAAGGGUGUCUCUGAUAAACAAAUUCGUUUAAAGAUUUUUUCCCCUAAUGUACUUGACAUCACCCUUGUGGAUUUACCUGGUAUAACAAAAGUUCCUGUUGGAGAUCAACCAUCAGACAUUGAAGCUCGUAUUAGGACAAUGAUAAUGUCAUACAUUAGGCUUCCCAGCUGUUUAAUCCUAGCUGUCACACCUGCAAAUGCUGACCUUGCCAACUCAGAUGCACUUCAAAUCGCUGGAAAUGCAGAUCCUGAUGGUUACAGGACAAUUGGUGUGAUCACAAAGUUGGAUAUUAUGGAUAGAGGAACCGAUGCACGUAAUUUUUUGCUUGGAAAAGUGAUCCCCCUUCGACUUGGCUUUAUUGGUGUUGUAAAUCGUAGUCAGGAGGACAUUAUGUUCAACCGAACUAUUAAAGAUGCACUAGCAGCUGAGGAGAAAUUCUUUCGCAGUCGUCCAGUGUAUAAUGAGCUUGCAGAUCGUUGUGGGGUACCCCAGCUGGCAAAAAAGUUAAACCAGAUUUUGGUGAAACAUAUAAAAACAGUGUUACCAGGGUUGAAGGCACGUAUUAGUGCUGCAUUAGUUUCUGUAGCAAAAGAACAUGCUAGUUAUGGAGAGAUUACAGAGUCUAAGGCUGGCAUGGGAGCUCUUCUUCUAAAUAUUCUUUCAAAGUAUUCUGAAGCCUUUUCUUCAAUGAUUGAGGGUAAAAACGAAGAGAUGUCAACAUCUGAGUUGUCAGGAGGAGCAAGAAUACACUAUAUUUUCCAGUCAAUAUUUGUCAAAAGUUUGGAGGAAGUUGACCCUUGUGAGGACUUAACUGAUGAUGACAUCAGAACUGCUAUACAAAAUGCAACAGGCCCUAGAUCUGCAUUGUUUGUACCUGAAGUUCCAUUUGAAGUUCUAAUUCGACGACAAAUUGCUCGUUUACUAGAUCCAAGCCUUCAAUGUGCAAGAUUCAUUUAUGAUGAAUUGAUAAAAAUGAGUCAUCGAUGUAUGGUGAAUGAGUUACAGAGAUUUCCUGUUCUCAGAAAGAGAAUGGAUGAUGUGAUAGGGAAUUUUUUACGUGAUGGUCUUCAGCCUUCUGAAACCAUGAUUGGGCACAUAGUUGAAAUGGAGAUGGAUUACAUAAACACUUCACACCCGAAUUUUGUGGGUGGGAGUAAAGCUGUGGAGGUUGCCUUGCAGCAAGUGAAAUCUUCUAAGCUUGCAACAACAGUAUCGAGGCAAAAGGAUGGAGUUGAGUCUGAAAAAGCUCCACAAUCUGAAAGGGGUAUAAAGUCACGUGCAAUUCUUGCUAGGCCUGUUAAUGGAAUUGUCACAGAACAGCAUAAUCAACCAGGGUCUCGAGCAGUUGGUGAGGUUGAGAAGCCAACAGCUGGAAGCACAAGUUGGGGAAUCUCAUCGAUUUUUGGUGGGUCGGAAAGUCGCACUUCUGUGAAAGAAAAUCCUGCAAACAAGUUGUUUAAUGAUGAACCCAUUCAGGCUAUGGAUCAUUCAUUUUCUAUGAUCCAUCUGAGGGAGCCCCCAACAGUUUUGAGGCCCUCGGAUGCCCAUUCAGAUCAGGAAUCCGUUGAGAUUCACGUUACAAAGCUAUUGCUAAGGUCAUAUUAUGACAUUGUCAGAAAAAACAUCGAGGACUCAGUGCCUAAAGCAAUCAUGCACUUUCUGGUGAACCAUACGAAAAGAGAGCUCCACAAUGUGUUCAUCAAGAAGCUGUACAGAGACGAUUUGUUUGAACAAAUGUUACAAGAACCGGAUGAAGUUGCUACAAAAAGAAAACGUACACGCGAUAUGUUGCGUGUGCUUCAGCAAGCUUUUCGUACAUUGGAUGAACUACCACUGGAAGCGGAAACAGUGGAGAGAGGCUACAGUUUGACAAGCAACGACACAACGGGUCUCCCAAAGAUCCACGGGCUUCCCACAUCAUCAUCAUCAUCAUUCUAUAAUGAUUCAUAUGCAGCAGCUUCACCCAAGAACCAAAGGUCAAGAAAGUCAACAUCUAAUUCAGGAGAGCUGCAAUCGCCUUUUUAUGGGAAUGUAGAAGCCAAUGGAAAUAGUCGAAGUUCACUACUUGGUUUCUAUCCUACACUCGAUGAUCAGUAAACCCUCUCUCUCUCAAAGAAAUGAUUCGUUUAGUUCCAGUGAAGUUGUUGAUAUUAAUUAAUAUUAAUAUAUAGAAAAAUAUAAAGUGCAUUGUUUUGCUCACAGGAGUAGGGUUUAUGUUUAUCUAUCUCAGUUUUGGAACCCAUUUAAGUUCCAUAUUUUUUUUUCACUAAAGAAAUCUCAUAGCCGUUAGGAAUAAUUACUUGUCUUUGUUUCGGAGAUUUACAAAGGAAUUUGAUUUAUUGUGGUUUUUGCUUCGUUCUAUACGCACUGGAUUUAUUGACU
Lactuca sativa (garden lettuce) is the source of this 2940-nucleotide messenger RNA. Its product is annotated as dynamin-related protein 3A. The record is from RefSeq and is a predicted model, not a curated record. NCBI's taxonomy places the organism in Eukaryota, Viridiplantae, Streptophyta, Magnoliopsida, Asterales, Asteraceae. Gene Ontology annotation, molecular function: GTP binding; microtubule binding; GTPase activity. Gene Ontology annotation, cellular component: membrane; microtubule; cytoplasm.